Molecule: messenger RNA, 662 nt
Organism: Heterotrigona itama
Lineage: Eukaryota; Metazoa; Arthropoda; Insecta; Hymenoptera; Apidae
Source: the annotation of a GenBank genome assembly
AUGUCGCGAGUAAAGAAAUAUUACAUUUUUCCGAAUAUUAGACAAAGGACAAAUUUUUGCGAACCGAUGUUUUUGGCUUAUUUAAAGAAAUUUUUGAAAAAUUUGGUCAUAUGAAUAACAACGUUAUCUGUAACAAAUCUAUCAUUGAUCACCCCUUCAGACUAACCGGAAAACAUUUUCCAUCGCACUCGUUACGAAAUUUUAUUAUAUGUUCAAAGAACGAUGUAAGACGAAGAUCACGCUAUGAGUGUGAAAAUUGUGACGUGGGUCUAUAUGUCGUACCGUGCUUUAAAAUAUAUCACACUCAAUUUGCGACGAGUCCAGCGGCAGCGAGAAUGCCAACUUGUCUCAUACCUCCGCCAAGUACUUUUCUUAUUCUUCUUGCAUUAGUAAUAAAUUGCUUGGUCCCACAUAAAAUUGAACCUACAGGAGCACCUGAAUCAAAAUUAGUUAUUUCGUGAAAUGAUUGAUUUAUCUUGAAUUAAAAAUAGUUGUAUAAUUUUGCAUACAAUUCAAAUCUUAAUAAUCUCAAUGUAAUAGUAAAUACUACGUAAUCCUUACUUUGUUACAAUAUGUAUAUGUAUACGUAUUCUACUAUAUUACAUUUUCAUAACUUGGAUUACUGAUAACAUAUAAAUUUUCAUUCAUAGGAUUUAGCAUGA